Messenger RNA from Epinephelus moara (kelp grouper), 1827 nucleotides. RefSeq lists its product as uncharacterized. The transcript has 2 exons. The record is from RefSeq and is a predicted model, not a curated record. NCBI's taxonomy places the organism in Eukaryota, Metazoa, Chordata, Actinopteri, Perciformes, Serranidae. The coding region runs from base 286 to 1827 and encodes 513 amino acids.
UCCCCAUGACAUAGUAUGGCAUAUUUUGUGUAAAAAUGGGCUAAUACUUAUUUCUAAAAGCUUGACUUACAUGGUGAACCGCCCUCUACCAUAGAAUACAAUGAUAUGUACGCAGGAUUAAUUAAAUUUAAAAUAAUUACCCUAAUUUUAGGACAAGUAGGCUAAACUGCCAUGUCCCCAAUCACGUUUGCUCAACUUAAGGUACAAAUAUAAGUAAUAGAAAUCAAACAAAUUCUACAUUUUUCAUUACUGUUGUAUAGCCUAAUUUAUAAUAUUCCUCACAAAAUGUUAUUUUUUGUUAUUAAUACAUUUUUACUGCUUAAAAUUUUUAAAAUAUGUUGUGUCCCUGAGUUGACUGUCCCCCCUGUUACUCUGAUGCAAAAAUCCCUGAACACGCCCCCUGAUUCUUCAUCUAGUCACAUGACACAGGAAGUAGCUUACAUUUUUGGAGGGAAAAUUAAAUACAAGAAGCAAACACUUGAAAUGCCUCUGACUCUGUGGCAGCUAACAUACAAGGUGCUGAUGGACAGACUGGUGUAUAUGGAAAUACAACAAAUGUGGAGCAUACCAUCGCUGACUUGGCUGACACAAUCCCAUGGAUAUGUCCUAACACCACUUGAUCAGCUGCAGAGGCUCCCAAACUGGCCUUCCCUAAUGACCCUUCCUACUGGCACAGGACUGGUGCUCGACCAAGAGCAUCAACUCCAGCCAGGACUUGGUUGGAUGUCACUAGACGCAAAGGCAAAUCCAGCAGGAAAUCAGUCAAGAGAGCCCCAACGCUCACCCCUACACUUGAACUCUCUCUACACAACAGGUACUCUCUCUACACAACAGGACAAUGAAAUAUGUGACAAUACCAACUACACUGAACCCAGGCAGGCCAAGGCUAUCCAAAAUGCAAGCAAUAGCCCCAAAACCACUGCUAGACCCAGGGCCAGAAAAAACUAUGCUAACUCCACACCUGAGAAGCCAAGGGCCAGGAGAAGUAUCGCUAACACCACACCUGAUCAGCCAGACACCAUCCUGAUCGGAGACUCAAUAACCAAGCAUGUAAGAAUGGCAAAGACUGAAAAUCUAACAGUGUCUGACACGUCUGUCAGGGAGCUAACCGAGCUGUUGCCAGUGAUCCUCUCUACACACCCCAGUAACAUGAGGAUCAUCAUCCAUGCUGGGUCUUUUGACAUUCUACGAAGAAAAACUGGCUCUGAGAUCCUGAAAAAAGACUUUUCCCUGCUCCUGGAGAAACUGAGUGACUGUCAGUCACAAAAUGUGUUCAUUUCUGGCCCCAUUCCAACCCUGGGGAAAGGAAUCGAGUCUUUUACCAGACUCCUUGCCCUGAAUACAUGGCUGACAUCGGCAUGCUUCACUCAUGGGAUAAAGUUUAUUGACAAUUUUAACAUCUUUUGGAACUGUAAGGAUCGCUUUCAGCGUGAUGGGAUUCAUCCGAACAUCACUGGAUGCAGACUACUCGGGGCCAACCUACGUCAUGCUCUUGGAAUGCCAUACCAAAACAAGAAUGGACAGAUAAGAGCCAAGGACAAGUACGGGGCACAGAGACAGACAGCCUGCAUCUCUCCCCCUUCACCUGACCCUUUGCUCCACAUCACCCAAGGCAUUCAGAGGAUGUCCCUGUCCCAGUCAGGGAUCCAACAACCCCCCUCCUGCCCUUCACCACAACCACCAAGGAGCCAACGUCGCCCCCCCCCCAGCACCGGCGCAACCACUAAGGAGCCAACGUCGACCCUCCCCACCACCACCACAAUCACCACGGAGCCAGCGUCAACCCUCCCCCCCUCCACCACGCUCACCAAUCAAGGAGUUAGUUAA